GUUGUCGUACUAAAAUAAUAUUUCAAUAAGUGUAUUCAACCUCCCGUUCAUAACCUGUAGUACAAUUCCAGUAUAUAAAGAAGAAUUAUAGGACUUAAAAAGCAUAUUCACAUGAAUUAAUCAAAAAAUAAGAAUGCUGAAUAAUUCGAAGAUAUGUGUGACUCCUUUGCGGGCACUAGCUAGUCCUUUGCUGACCUUAAUAUCCGGACCUUUAGCUCAACAAACGCGUAAUACCAUUAUAUUAAAGCGAAAAUAUCCUAUGCCACUUCAUAAAAAAGGGCAACGUCCUGCACCACUUAAGCACAAACAAUUCAUAUACGAUGUUGUGGCUGAUACAGAAACACAGAAACAGAGAAAAAUAGAGAUUAUCCUAACGUCAUAUGUAUCUGGAAUCGGUAAUAAGGGCCAGAGAAUAAAUAUGCCAUCUAAUUGUGCAUAUUAUAAUUAUCUUCUACCUGGAUUGGCUGUAUAUGCCUCACCUGAAAAUAUUAAAAAGUAUGAAAGUUUUGAAGAUGACACCAAACAAUAUAGUUCUAAAUAUGUUGAACGGACAAUAAACCUACUGUCCACCUUAAAGUUAUCAGUGUUGAUGACAUUGGAUAAUCCAUGGACAAUAGAGAAGUUUCACAUAAGAAGCAGCUUCCGCAAAGCUAAUUUUCAUGUACCAGAUGAAUGUAUAACCAUGCCACAGAAGAAAAUUUGUGGUCCAGACUUAUCAAUAGAAAAUAAAGAGUUCUAUGUAACAGUCACUAUAAAUAAUAAGGAACAAGUUAAAGUCAGAUGUGCAAUCCAUCACUGGUCUGCAGAUCCUGCUAAGAGACUUCCACACUGUGAAUUCUUUAAGUUUCAUGAUGAGGCAAUAUUCCCAGAAGAUCAGGCUGUACUGGAUACUCUCCCAAAACAUCGUCUUGUUGAAAGCCCAAGUAUUUAAAAUAUAAUUGUAUGCCUUAGCACGUUUAUAAAUAAAUUAUGAAGAUUAGAAGGUUUAA
This is a messenger RNA of Cephus cinctus (wheat stem sawfly), 989 nucleotides long. It is a transcript of the gene mRpL9, whose product is annotated as 39S ribosomal protein L9, mitochondrial. Lineage: Eukaryota; Metazoa; Arthropoda; Insecta; Hymenoptera; Cephidae. Gene Ontology annotation, biological process: translation. Gene Ontology annotation, molecular function: structural constituent of ribosome. The coding region runs from base 134 to 931 and encodes 265 amino acids. The transcript is spliced from 2 exons. Gene Ontology annotation, cellular component: ribosome; mitochondrion. The record is from RefSeq and is a predicted model, not a curated record.